AGACAAAUAAUCAUCAUCUCACACAAACACAUCAUUCACAAUGGCUUCCACCGAUUACAAGUUCGAGGGCUGGAUGGGUCUCGACCCCAAGGCCGCCGAGGGCAACAUGGUCUGGCAGGAGUUCGAGCCCAAGCCCUGGGAGGAGACCGAUGUUGACAUCAAGAUCACCCACUGCGGUAUCUGCGGUUCUGACAUGCACACCUUGAGAAGCGGUUGGGGUCCCUCUAAUUACCCCUGCUGUGUCGGUCACGAGAUCGUCGGUGUUGCCGUCCGCGUCGGCUCCAAGGCCGAGGGCGGUAUCAAGGUCGGAGACCGUGUCGGUGUUGGUGCUCAGAGCGAGUCCUGCAUGGGCCGCAACGGCGAUUGUGAGGCUUGUGCCUCUGGCCUCGAGCAGUACUGCCCCAAGUCCAUGGUUGGCACAUACAACGGCGUGUACGCCAACGGCGGCAAGUCGUACGGUGGUUAUGCUCGCUACCACCGCGCUCCCUCCCGCUUCGUCGUCAAGAUCCCCGAUGCCAUCCCCUCCGCUCACGCUGCCCCCAUGCUUUGCGGUGGUAUUACCACCUACUCUCCCCUGAAGCACUUCGGCUGCGGUCCCGGCAAGCGCGUCGGUAUCAUCGGUGUUGGCGGUCUCGGUCACUUCGGUAUCAUGUUCGCCAAGGCCCUCGGUGCCGACAAGGUCAUCGCCAUCUCCCGCAAGGGCAACAAGAGAGAGGAUGCUCUCAAGCUCGGAGCCGAUGCUUACAUCGCCACCGACGAGGAUGCUGAAUGGGCCCAGAAGAACGCUCGUUCUCUCGACCUGAUUAUCUCCACCGUUUCCUCCUCCAAGAUGCCCAUCACCGAUUACGUCCAGCUCCUUGACCGUGACGGCGCUUUCGUUCAGCUCGGUGUUCCCGAGGACGGAGCUCUCUCCAUCCCCGCCCCUGCCCUGAUCUUCAAGCGCGUCAAGUUCAGCGGUUCCCUCGUUGGUUCCCCCAGCGAGAUCCGAGAGAUGCUGCAGCUGGCUGCGGAGAAGAACGUCCGCACCUGGAUCGAGGAGCGUCCCAUGAAGGACGCCAACGCCGCCAUCAUCGACAUGGAUGCCGGCAAGGCCCGAUACCGUUACGUGCUCUGCAACGAGCAGUAAACUGACGAACCAUGUUGUAUAUAGACAGACCACCAUAGACUUAAUGACUCGAUGUGAAUAGACAACCAUACCAUUCAUGCAGUGGUUUCCUCGAAAGCGCGUACCGUAUACUCCACUCCAGCGAUCGUGACUGUCUGGCCCGUAGUCCAAGCUUGUGGUUCUGGCAUAUCCUUCAUGGAGGGCAGCUUGUCCACUUCCGUGGAUAGGUUGUAUCUGGUGCACCAUCCUCGACUGGAAUCCCAUUCCUCCCGAAGGGCGCUGACUUCCCCUCCGUCCUUAACAACCGUAGCAUUCGACCCCGGAGACCGAACCUGUCUCUGCACCUGCCGCAAAGCGAGGUAAGUUCCCCAGACCCGACCGAGAAAGGUGCGAGUCACCUCGCCCUUCUCCCCGUCCUUGAAAUCAAGUAUAUCCUUAGACUCCAAAACCCACGAAACACCCUUACCCGCCC
Molecule: messenger RNA, 1577 nt
Organism: Aspergillus homomorphus CBS 101889
Lineage: Eukaryota; Fungi; Ascomycota; Eurotiomycetes; Eurotiales; Aspergillaceae
Product: NAD(P)-dependent alcohol dehydrogenase
Exons: 3
Coding region: 41-1126 (361 amino acids)
Biological process (GO): alcohol metabolic process
Molecular function (GO): alcohol dehydrogenase (NADP+) activity; zinc ion binding
Source: RefSeq, a predicted model, not a curated record